This is a messenger RNA of Manacus vitellinus (golden-collared manakin), 3518 nucleotides long. It is a transcript of the gene OPTN, whose product is annotated as optineurin. Gene Ontology annotation, cellular component: nucleus; cytoplasm; Golgi apparatus. The record is from RefSeq and is a predicted model, not a curated record. Gene Ontology annotation, molecular function: K63-linked polyubiquitin modification-dependent protein binding. NCBI's taxonomy places the organism in Eukaryota, Metazoa, Chordata, Aves, Passeriformes, Pipridae. The transcript is spliced from 14 exons. Gene Ontology annotation, biological process: regulation of canonical NF-kappaB signal transduction; protein localization to Golgi apparatus; Golgi ribbon formation. Bases 68 to 1738 code for a protein of 556 amino acids.
AGUCAGUCAGCUGAGCCGAGUCGGCCGCCGCCGCCAUGGGCGCGUCGUGAGGGUAGCUGCUUCAGAGAUGUCCAGCAAGUUGAAGGGCCGUCCUGCUGAAAAUGGAGAGCAUCCCAAGGGUAAAAUGGAAAACGGAGUGGACAGUGGGGCUGCCCCUGCCCUUAUUACCUACACCCCAGAGGAGAUGGUGCAGCAGAUGAAAGAACUAAUCACUGAGAACAACGAGUUAAAAGAAGCCAUGAAGUUGCAUAACCAAGCUAUGAAGGACCGAUACGAGGAACUUUCCAUCUGGAGAGAGAAGCAGAAGGAAGAACGAGAAUUUUAUGAGUCAAAGUUUAAGGAGGCGAAGCAGUGCUUGCAGGCCAAGUGCAUUGAAAAUGAACAACUACAGCAACAACUUCAGAGCUUGAAGGAAAAAGAAGAAGGAGCUGAAAUGGAGGGCUGCGUGGCUCUCGAGAAGGAAGUGAGGAACCUGAAAUCCCAGGUGCAGCGGCUCCAGGCUGAGAAGGCAGAUCUGGUUGCCAUCAUUUCAGAACUGCAAGUCAAGCUGAACAUGUCAGCAGAGGAUUCCUUCGUGGAGAUUGGGAUGACCGAAGGAGAAAUAAAUAGAACUGCAAAGGAACAUCAAGAGAAUGGUGGUGAAACGACCGGGAAUGUUGCUGUCUACAUCAGGAGCAAAUCUGCAGAUGAAUCUAAGAAUUUGGAGUCCGAGGAGCUAACUGUGAGCCAGCUGCUGUGCUCCCUUAGAAAUGAAACUCAGAAGAGGGAAAAACUUGAGAAGGAGCUGCAGGAUCACAGAGAGAGACUGUCAAAGCUGGAGAAGGAAACCAGCAACUACCUGGACAGUGGGACACAAACUGAACAGGAAGAAGAGACUUCAGAGGCUGUUGGCAGUGAAGUAGAAGCCCUGAAUUUGCAAGUCUGUGCUCUGUUUAAGGAGCUUCAGGAAGCCCAUGAGAAGUUAAAAGAAGCAGAAUUGAUUCAGAAGAAGCUUCAAGAAAAGUGCCAAGCACUGGAAAGAAAAAGCUUGGCUGCUGCAUCAGAAUUGGAGGAGAAGCAGCAGCUAAUAUACACUGUCAAGAAGCUGGAACUUCAGGUGGAGAGCAUGCAGUCAGAGGUCAAGCUGGAACAAGCCAAGACACAUGAAGAAAAGGCAAGAUACAAUAGCCUGCAGGACUCAUAUAGCAAACUUCUUCCUCAACUCACUGAGGCAAUGAAACAAAUUGAUGAAAUGAAACUCAAAGAGCUGGACAGAGUGGAUAAAGCUGUGGUGGAACAACUGAAAGCAAAGGUGGAGUUGGCAGAACAAGCUCUUGCUGCAAAGCAGCUCCAGAUAGAUGAAAUGAAGCAGAUAAUUGCUAAGCAAGAGGAGGACCUUGAAACUAUGUCUGUGCUCCGUGCUCAGAUGGAGGUUUAUUGUUCUGAUUUCCAUGCUGAGAGGGCAGCAAGAGAGAAGAUCCACGAGGAGAAGGAGCAGUUGGCUGUCCAGCUGGCAUACCUGCUAAAGGAGCAGCAAAACCUUGAAGAUCUUGGCCGAAGCUCUUUGGCAGAGAUGCAGAAUCGCCACGGAGCCAGAGUGCCGGAUCGGGAACACUCACCUCACCUUGUCCAAAGAGGAACUGGUAGUCAAGACUGGCCAGAGCAGCGGAAUAUCUCAAUAUAUUCAUGUCCCAAAUGUGAAGAAAUUUUACCUGAUUUGGACACACUGCAGAUUCAUGUUAUGGACUGCAUUAAUUGAGUGCUGCCCUCCAUUUCUUCGUCUUCUGGAAUUUCACCUGCAAAAUACUUUGGGUUUUUUUUACUUCUUGCUCAAAUAAUGCUCAAUUCUACAUCCUAUGAAGGAGGUUUUCGGGGGUUUUCUCCUUAACUCAGUGGGAAAACAGUAAAACUCUUCCCCUGCCCUGUAGUCACUAAUCUUCUUGUAAUCUGCUUUAGGGAAAGAAUUUUCAUAGGUUAACAACAUGGAAGUGCUACAGAACUCACAGUGUGUCUGCUGCUAUGAAACCUUUCAGGAACAUUCCCCUGAAGUGCUCUGCCCUAUGGCUGCCCUGCAGAAUGAGGCUGACUCACUGAAGUCAGAAGAGCGAUGGGAUAUCUGCUGAUCAACUCUAAGAACAGUGAGCCUGUUUCUCUCUCAUAUAUUAUAUACCAGGAAAGUAAUACAUGAAAAAGCUAUUUGAGAAGCUUUCAGCAAAAUGGAGUAGUGCUGUAUUCAUUGAGCAUUUGAAGUGAACCCUGCUCUUUCUCCAGAUGGCAGUUUUAUUGCUGCCCUUGUGACCAUACUAAUCUGAUGUUAAAUUUUUGAUGGCUUAUGUAACUUCUUGCUUUAGCCAGAUGUGGGUAAGGUUUAAAACAGAUCAUUUAGGUCUGAUACAUGUAGCUCCUGAUGUACUCAAGUCACUUGGUUUUAUAGAACUCUUAAUUUUUAAGGUGUUGUCUUGACUUUUGUUUAUUAUAAUAAAAUAAUUUGAACCUGUACAGUAUUGUGGUAGAAAGCACUGAGAUGGAUGUAUCCUAAUUUAAAAAAUUAUAAUGGAUUUUCAUAUCCCAAAAUAAAUCUAUAACAAUUAUAAAAUUAUCUAUGCCUAUGAAUACUUUGGAGGCUGAAACAGGAUUGCAGAUACAGGAUUGCAAAAAUCUUUAUCUUUUUCCUUCACUGUUCAAAACUGAAUCUUGGGAAGCAAAUAUGCCUGGACUCAAUACAAUCCAGUAGUUAAAUCUGUGCCAUCUUGUUCUAUGGUAGGUCUGUUGGGGUCACUGAGAGGUGACAGUCCACUUCCUUCUGAGUACCAAAAUCAUGAGCUGGGUGUUCAGAAGGAUGAGCACACAACCUGAACAUCAAAGCUCAACAUUUUAAUAUCAUUUUAUUACUUCUUAACAAUAGUUUUAGUCCUAAAAUCUGGUGUUUCUGUUUUCCACACACACCAGAAAUGGAGACAGCAAUUGCCACUGCUGUGCUACAAAGGGACCUCUGGAGGUCAUCUAGUCAGACCUCCCUGCUUAAGCAGGGUCAUCCUAGGGCAGGGUGCUCAGGAUUGUGUCCAGGUGGCUUUUGAAUAUCUCCAAGGGCAGGAGAUUCCACAACCUCUCUGGGUAAACUGUUCCAGUGCUCAGAAUUUGUAUGUGACAAAUUCUCCUGUCAACCCACUUCCAUAAAUAAGUGCUUCUUCAACUUGUGCUGUGGAUGAAGAUCUGAAUCACAGAGGAGAAAAUAGUCACAGAAAUAAAAAGUUUGGUGACAAUAUUUUAGUCAUUAUUUUGCUUCAAACCUGAAAUAGAAACUACUCUAGAGCUGAUUAAUUCAAAACAAAGGCCUCAAUAGUGUAAAAUUUAUGUUUUGCACUCAACAGAUGAAUAUUAUUAAAAUACACACAACAAAAAUAUCUGUUUCUUGGGCCCAAGAAAACCUUCCUUCAGCAUAUUUUUUCAUGUCAUGCUGUCAGUGAAUUCUCAGCUACCAAUACCUGGAGAAACAAUCCUUUUUUUGCCACUGUAAUUAAAGUGAGUUUUUUAUUUUA